AUGUCGAAUCAGUCUGGUAUUAUUGCAGAUCAAAAUUUAUUGGACUCGUUAAGUGACGUCAAGACUGGAGGAAUUGUCGUUAUAACUGCCAAGAUAUCCGAUGACUCAACUGCGGUCCACCUGGAUAAAAAAUACGAGUCAUUGAAGGAGGCUGCUAAUGACCUAGGUUCAGUUCCCCUAUACCUCUUUGUUAAAGGGUUGCUCGAUGACAAAAGUCAGUACUAUUUUGCCUCGUAUGUGCCAGAUUCAUCGCCCGUUAGGGGGAAGAUGCUUUAUGCCUCGACGAAAAAUACUCUCAUUAGACAGAUAGGUUCCAAUUCCAUUGGUAAACAAGCUCAUUUGACUGAUGCAGAGCAAUUGCUCGAUUUGGGUAAUAAAAAGGACGCUCAGGAUGAUUCAGCAUUGACUGAAUCUGAGAGAACUGAUAUUCAAAUAUCACAACAACAACAACGGUUAAAGGCAUCUACUUUCUACCCUGGUGGCAGGAAACUUGUGUCUCAAACAAAUGGAUCAUCAAAAUCACUAUCUUUCCAAUUAGCGUCUGGCGAAUCUUCAAUUGAAGAACUUUUGAAGAGUUUCAAUGUGCUCACUUUCAAAAUAGAUAUGGAUAGUGAGCAGAUUCAAGUGGAAUCUAAAGACAAUAUAACUUCACCAAAGGAUCUUAAGAUCACUAGUGAACAUCCUAGUUACGUUGUUUACAGAAAUGGGGACCUAUAUUACUUCAUUUACAGUUGCCCUUCGGGUAGUAAGGUAAAAGAGCGUAUGGUGUACGCUUCCAAUCGUUCAGGCUUUGUUUCACGUUUGCAGGAUGAGCACGAUUUAAAAUUUGCUAGGAUAGUCGAGAUUGGUGAACCAAUCGAGUUGGAGCAUUCGUUGAUUUCUUGCGCGAGUGCUGAAGAGCAGGCCCAGGAGGAAGCCAGAUCAAAAUCUGCCACGGAGACCAAAUUUAACAGGCCAAAGGGUCCCGCAAGGAAAAGAGGACACAACUAA
Torulaspora delbrueckii is the source of this 990-nucleotide messenger RNA. RefSeq names its product twinfilin TWF1 (gene TWF1). Lineage: Eukaryota; Fungi; Ascomycota; Saccharomycetes; Saccharomycetales; Saccharomycetaceae. Gene Ontology annotation, molecular function: actin monomer binding; actin filament binding. Gene Ontology annotation, cellular component: actin filament; cytoplasm. The transcript has a single exon. The record is from RefSeq and is a predicted model, not a curated record. Gene Ontology annotation, biological process: actin filament depolymerization; barbed-end actin filament capping. The coding region runs from base 1 to 990 and encodes 329 amino acids.